Messenger RNA from Physcomitrium patens, 2486 nucleotides. Its product is annotated as light-sensor Protein kinase. NCBI's taxonomy places the organism in Eukaryota, Viridiplantae, Streptophyta, Bryopsida, Funariales, Funariaceae. Gene Ontology annotation, biological process: protein phosphorylation. The record is from RefSeq and is a predicted model, not a curated record. Gene Ontology annotation, molecular function: protein serine/threonine kinase activity; ATP binding; carbohydrate binding.
GCCAUCUUUGUUUACACAGGAUGGUUCUUGCCUGGAUGGUUUUUCUGGAAACAGGAUGUACGCAAGGCACAGCACGUACUCGGAAGCUUUACUAGCUCCAGUGGUUUCACAGCCCAGAUGAGCUCGACGAGUGAAAUAAUCUGGACCGUGAGUAGAUCUUGUUAGUCCAUAUGGCAGACAAUUUUCCGAUUUGGUGAUGGCGACCAUUUUAGAUCGUAUUCGCACGACGAUAGAAUUGAUGGUCCAACGACUCUCCUCUAAAAACAUCGGCCAGGAAUUGCGAAUCGCCUCUCGGCAGUGCCGACUUCUUGCGACGAAGGCUAACGGAACGCUGCACAUAGUAGACGAAUUUUCGAAUGUUCUGCGUGACGCAGAAAACCAGAGAAUUGAAAUCCUGCCAUGGGAACCAGCUGCUGUGGAGCUGCAUGGGUUGCUGAAAGAUGCCGAGAGGCUCAUCGAUAUGUGCUGCUGCGGUGACGAAUGGCUGAAAGUCGCCAUCGAUCGAGGCAAUUUGAAACUAACCUUCGGUAAACUUCUUUACGAUAUAGAAUGGCACGAAUCGGUGCUGUGUAGUUCCCUCGUAUUAGAGAAGAACGCUUUUGUGCAGAGGUUUUGCGACGGAAAUCUCACUUUCGCGGACAAUUUCAAAUUGUUAGCAGCGUCAAAGAAAGAUUUCCAAUCUCUGCUGGACCUUCUCAGACGCUCCCAUGUUUGUGACGAGGUGUGUGAGCCCGGCACCGAUGGAGGAUGCCUGGCCCGGAAGCUUCUAAAGAAAAUGGAAGAGGAGGAGAUCCGAGUGGUGGUUAGGAGAGAGACAUUGCCAUUACAGUCGCCUCUCUUACUAUGGGUGAACUCCCAGCAACUUCCCAAAGGAAAAGCACUGGGAAGGGGCUCUUUUGCCAAAGUGCGAAAAACAACAUGGCUGGGGCUCGAGUAUGCGAAGAAGGUGUUCAAUAGUGGUUCUGUCCACCAAGUUAUUUUCAAGCAGGAAGUCACUGUUAUGGCUGGACUAGACCAUCCCAAUGUCCUCCGAAUCGUGUGUUGCUUUGCGGAUAGUGAGCUGGGGAUCGUCAUGGAGCUCAUGCACAAGAGCCUUUUCGACGUUUUAAAUGAUUUUCGGAAUAAAAAAUAUGCUCCUGGGGCGGUCACUCCAUUUUCAAUCACACAAGCGGUUGACCUGAUGCUGCAGCUUGCUGAAGGCGUGAGAUACCUUCACAGCAAGCACCUGGCUCACCGUGACAUCAAGUCGGGCAAUGUUCUUCUACAAUUCGCGGACCCUAAACACGGAACGACAGAACCAUGGAGCAAUGGUAACACCUGUCCCUUCAUUGCAAAGGUGGCAGACUUUGGGUUGACAAAGAUUAAGAACACUAGCACGCACAGGGGUCAUCAAACACUUAUGACAGGCACUAGGCCUUGGAUGGCUCCAGAGGCUUACAAGUAUGAAUGGACAGAUGAACCCACACCGUCCUCUCGCUACCACCCCAUGAAACUCGAUGUUUAUGGAUUUGGAAUUAUGUGCUGCGAAAUAUUGUCAGGGGAGGAGCCAUACCAGAAAUUACCGUCGUAUGCUGCUGUAAAGGCCGGAGAGAGGCCGAAGUUGCCUGAUUACAUCCCCGAGCGAUUGGCAGCUCUGAUCCAACUCUGCUGGCACGGAAACCCUAGGAUGCGCCCGGUAUUCACCACAAUCUGCACAGAGCUCCGUUUCAUUAAAGGUCUUCUCUUGCGAGGUGAUCAGGAGGCAUUACGGAACAUUGCCAUUGAUGUUGGAGGGGCUUCUAUGAAUAUUGGAGAUGAGGUCAAGGUGCGGGGGCCUUGGGGAGGCGGUGGGGGAUCUCCUUUCUUUGACGGUGUGGUUACCUCCAUAAAAAGCAUAUCAGUGUGGUAUAUGAAAAAUCCAAUGGCUUGCAUCAGCUGCGUUGAGAUAGAGUACGAAGUGAACGAACGCUCCUUUUUCGUUACCCAUGGGAAAGGCAUACGAGGUUCAAAAUAUGCUCAGGUCAAGAUCGAUGAGCCCAAUGAGUACGUGAUAGAGAUCGAAGGAUCGUAUGGGGUAACAGCAGCAGUGACUGUCGGAAACGCCGAAGUGGUGAGCAUUUUGUCUUUGGCUAUACGAACAAAUCUGACCAAGUAUGGACCUUUUGGAGGAUCUGGCGGGACGCAGUUCAGUAGCGGCGAAGGCAAGGUUGUGGGAGUCUUUGGAAGGUCUGACAUGAUAAUAGACCAGAUUGGGUUCUUCACCGUGGCGCCUGAAGCGAUGUAAGGAUCCUUGUUAUUAAAAUUUUAGUUCUUUUAUUUUUGUAGCAAACUGAUUGGGAACGUGUAAGGUUAGAAAGGUGAUGUUUUUCUGGUUGGAGGUACAAAUGAUCAAAAAAUUUAGGGGUUUGUUCAAUGAGAAUUACAUGAGUAUGUUUGUUAGUUGUUAAAUAUUGCAUAUAAAGUUAAUAUGUAUAGAUACAUGGUUGCAAUAACCUAUAACAUAUUCA